Notechis scutatus (mainland tiger snake) is the source of this 1337-nucleotide messenger RNA. The record is from RefSeq and is a predicted model, not a curated record. NCBI's taxonomy places the organism in Eukaryota, Metazoa, Chordata, Lepidosauria, Squamata, Elapidae.
AUGGCCAAGAGCCCGUGUGGUUCCACGCCAACAAUGAACGCCUUCAGCAGCUCCCCAGUAGCCUUCCUCAGCUGGGACACCGUCAGCUACCAAGAUACUCCAGGUGCCUCACAGGGCAUCCCUGCUCUGAGCAGACUGCCUGUCCGACCUGCAACAUAUUCCGGUUGUUUCAACUGCAGCAAAUUCUCUGAGCUUUUGGCAAAAGUCAACCUCCUGGAAGCCAAGGUAGCAACGUUCACGGCAGGUGAAUCCGGUCCUUCGGCUGUAUCUCGACGAUGCUUGACCGCCUCGGGCGAUGCUGCCCCCGACCCUUUGAAUCUGUGGCCCUCUCAGGCCACGCAAGGAAAACCCGGAGAAGAACGUGGGAUGGGAAAAUUGGCUUCCCAAGGGCCCCCGGGCCCCAUAGGGCCUAAGGGGGACGCUGGGAUCCGGGGCCCUUCGGGCAUUCCUGGAGUCAAGGGCCCUGUUGGACCGCAGGGUCCUGUAGGUCCACCUGGUCCACCAGGACAAGAUGGGGCCAGGGGCUUUCCUGGUGAGAAGGGUCUCCCAGGACCCCCGGGACCUCCGGGACCCCCGGCUCCAGUCGGGCCCCAAAUUUCACCAAUCCCAGAUCAAGGAGAUUUGCUUCUCUCCAACUCCUUCCCAGAAACGGCUGUAACUGGUCCAGCUGGACCUCCGGGACUUCCGGGCCCAACAGGUCCUCCAGGACCUGCUGGAAAACCAGGCUCUCCGGGCCGUGACGGAAUUCCAGGAUCACCAGGUACUGACGGAGCUGCUGGUACCCUUGGACCGAAAGGCGAGAAGGGGGAAUCAGGUCUCAAGGGUGACCCAGGCGAGAAGGGGUCCUGGGGGGAGGGUUUACACCAGCUCCGAGAGGCUUUGAAGAUUUUAGCAGAAAGGGUUUUAAUCUUGGAGGCCAUGAUUGGGCUGCAUGAACCAGAUCUGGGAUCCGGCUUUGAUCCGGCCACUACGGGCGUUUCCGGCUACGAUCGCAAUAAGCGCAACGAGAACAUGGCGGCCUACCGGGUGAGCUCACACCAUCUUUCUCGGAAGGGAGAGGAGAGGAAGAAAUGAAGGUGGUUCCGCCCACCAUCUGGCAAAGAAGAAGAAUCACGUCUGGACUGAAGGACCUCCGAGGUGGAGGCUCCCCUCCUCCUCCUCUUCCCUCUGCCUUGGACCAGUGGUGAAGGAGACGGUGGGGUGGGGGGGGCUGUUCGAUGAACCAGGUUGGGGACGGGACCCUGCCAGCAAACCCUCCUCUGUAUUUAUUUGUUCUUUUCACACGGGGGAAUUUGUUCCUGCUAUGGAACCAAUAGGAAUAGAUGCUGUGGCAGAGG